AUGCCCAAUGUCAUCAGAGACAUACGCACCGUCGAGACGGAAGCCUUCCCUUACAUCUUUGAGCAAAAUGUCAGCAUCCAACUCAAGAGCAACAACCAGACCGUCGUGCGGGCCAAUGUGUACCGCCCCAAGAACGUAGAACGAGCCCCUGUUCUCAUCACCUACGGCCCCUACGGCAAAGAUAUUCCCUACGAAGACUUCCUAAAGCACUCUUUCGAUGAAAUCAAUCCCAAGCACAAGUCAGCCCACUCGGCAUUCGAGACCCCGGACCCAGGCUUCUGGACCAAAGAGGGCUAUGCCGUGCUCCGCGCCGACGAGGUGGGACUGGGCCAGUCCCCCGGCCUCCUGGACACCAUGUCGCAGAACACGACCGACGCCUUCUACGAGGUCAUCGAGUGGGCGGCCGAGCAGCCCUGGUCCAACGGCAAGGUCGGUCUCAUCGGCAUCAGCUACUUUGGUGGAAGCCAGUGGCGCGUUGCGGCUCGGCGACCCAAGGGCUUGGCUUGCAUCGUGCCGUACGAAGGCAUGGCCGACUACUACCGGGACCGGAGCCGCCAGGGCGGCAUUGCCGCCAUACCCUUCCUCGAGUUCUGGUUCAACCGGCAGUGCAAGAGCAACCAGUACGGCCUCCCUGGAAAGGCUAAUCGAAAAUGGGGUCCCGAUACCAUCGAAGGCGACUUGAGUGAGGACGAGCUGGCGGCAAACCGACGGGACCAGGCUGUGGAUAACGCUGCGCAUCUCUUCCGCGAUGACCCGUACUACGCCUCCAAGGAAUACAACCUUGAGGACAUCGAGGUCCCUGUGUUAUCAGUCGGAAACUGGGGUAACACCGCGGUUCAUCUUCGAGGUAAUAUCCUGGGCUACCUAUUUGCCGGCUCGCGAUACAAGUUCCUGCGAUUAGGCGUCGGCCGCCACGACCUACCCUUCUACCAGGACGAAGAGGUUGACAAGCAAAAGAGCUUCCUCAGUGCCUUCCUCAAGGAUGACGACUACGCCGGCUGGACAAAGGGUCAGCUACCGGCCAUCGACAUGGUCGUGCGCAAGGGAAACGUCGGGUACAACGAUCCCGCUGCUGAGAAGGCAGGGUAUACUCGACGGACUGAGAAUGAAUGGCCGCUGGCCAGAACCAAAUACACCAAGUAUUAUCUCCACAGGGAUAAUACCAUCUCGGUAGAGCCAGAGGCGUUCAACCCCAGCACCCCGAUCGGCCGUCUCUCGUACGAGACCCCCAGCACCCCCGAGGACCCCAGGUUUAUCCAGUUCAGCACGGCUCCCUUCGAGAAAGAGACCGAGAUCACAGGGCACAUCGUGGCCCACCUGAAUAUCUCGGUCACGCCUCUCCUGGGCGGGUCGGUACCGCAGGACAUUGACCUGUUCCUGACCAUACGCCACUUUGACGCCAAGGGCGAAGAGAUCUUCUACACCGGCACCAUUGGCAACCCUAUCCCGCUGGUCAAGGGCUGGCAGCGCGUGAGUCUGCGCAAGGUGAACACUGCGCACGCCCGACACCGCGAGUGGCUGCCGCACCGCGACUACUUCUCCACGGAUGUCCAGCCCGUCAUCCCGGGCGAGGUAUAUCCCGUCGACGUGGAGAUCUGGCCGACGAAUGUGGUUAUCGAGCCUGGUGCGCGCCUUGUUCUCGAUAUCAGUGGUGGUGACACACCGGGCGUGGGUAUCUUUGUCCACGAUGGUGCGGAAAGGACCCAGGAGAGGUUCGGCGGAAUCAACCACAUUCAUUUUGCGCCGCAUUAUCAGAACUAUAUAACUCUGCCCAUCAUUCCAUCGUAG
Molecule: messenger RNA, 1788 nt
Organism: Fusarium keratoplasticum
Lineage: Eukaryota; Fungi; Ascomycota; Sordariomycetes; Hypocreales; Nectriaceae
Product: putative hydrolase, CocE/NonD family
Exons: 3
Coding region: 1-1788 (595 amino acids)
Molecular function (GO): dipeptidyl-peptidase activity
Source: RefSeq, a predicted model, not a curated record